Emericellopsis atlantica is the source of this 2832-nucleotide messenger RNA. RefSeq names its product putative phosphatase regulatory subunit-domain-containing protein. Gene Ontology annotation, biological process: regulation of glycogen biosynthetic process. The transcript has 2 exons. The coding region runs from base 257 to 2512 and encodes 751 amino acids. Lineage: Eukaryota; Fungi; Ascomycota; Sordariomycetes; Hypocreales; Bionectriaceae. Gene Ontology annotation, molecular function: protein phosphatase 1 binding; glycogen binding. The record is from RefSeq and is a predicted model, not a curated record. Gene Ontology annotation, cellular component: protein phosphatase type 1 complex.
UAGCUUAUCGGCGAGACUUACGGACUCAAUGCUGACUUGACCUCUCGGUCACGCUGUAGACCCCGUUCAGCAGCUUCAACGAACAGACGUUGUGUACAUCCACCCCCCGGAAUACUUUGAGAUACCCAGUUUGCGCGCAUGAUUCGAUAGGAUAUCGACGACCGUUUCUCGCAACCCGUCGACUCGACUUGCGCUCUCCCCUAUUGGUCGUUCUCUCACUUCCUCACCACCACAGUCGGACGCUCGUGUCGCUGUGAUGCCUUACACGCCCCCUUCCCACAGAUCACCAGCUUCGUCAGCUUCAGCCUCCCCGGAUGUCAGCCGUCGAUCUUCAAUCCUGUCUGGUAGCCGUCCUUCUCUGCCCAGAUCCGCUUCAUACUUGAGCAAGCACCGUCGUGCGCCCUCGGUGGUGGAUGGAUCAAUAGGCUCUUUGACGCCUCAGGGCACGGCGGAGGAUUUGCCAGCGUUGGCGGUUGAAGCGGGCAACCAUAUUUCCCCUUCUAUCCGGCAAUCACCGCCCCCGCGAACCGACGAGAACGGUAUGCCCAAGGGUGCAGUCAUCUCUCCUCCAGACUCUGCAUCUUCUGGCAGCGAUGACGAAAGGACACCGGAAAUUCGAGGGCGAAAGCUGGACAAGUUCAAGGAGUUGAGGGAGGCUGUCAAUCAAAUACCCCAGACGAGGACACCUUCGCCUCCUGGUGCCAGGUUUGCCAUCGGCGAGGCCAACUCUGACCCUAGCGCGCCCGAAGACAAGACCCCGCGAGCGAUGCACAUGAGCUUCAGCACCAGUGCUCUCGACCAACGCCAAAACCCCUCGCGUAAAGUUAGCCAUGUGCGCUCGGCUACAGAACCAAACGCUCAACCUUUGCUUUCAACCGACAGUGCCGUAUCCGUCACCGUCUCGGAAGAGGAUACAGAUGAGGAUCUUAUGACAAAACCUCAAAUGGUUCGCAAGAAGUCUGGUGAGCUGGUUCGUCCUGCCCUACGGCCUUCUUCGCGACGCCGCCCAUCGAGCAUGCCUGGUACGCCUGUCUUCUCAAAAGCGGUGCAUUUCGACUCCCACCUCGAACACGUCCGCCACUUCCUGCAGGUCGACCGUCCCUUGGCCGUGAGUGCCGGGUCGUCGCCCGCGGAUAACUAUGAGAGCGACACUGAGUACCCCUUCCCUACCGAGGCCCGUCCGACGUCGAGGACGCCUCCGUACGAGUGGGAGAUACUUACACCCAACUUCCCUCAUGAUGAUGGUGCGGCGAGGAAGACACUCCCAGUCCGUUUGGAAAAGGUCUGGCUGUCGGCGGACCAAAAGUCCAUGCUUGGAUCUGUGGCCGUUGCCAACCUGGCUUUCCGGAAGCAAAUCACCUGCCGCUUCACCCUGGAUUACUGGAAAACCACGUCAGAGGUGACUGCCGAGUACGCUCACGACAUUCGUCCUCACGAGGGUCCGUUUGGCUACGAUCGGUUCAACUUCAACAUCAAGUUGAGUGAUACAGCCAACCUUGAGUCGAAGACGUUGUUCUUCUGCGUUCGAUACUUGGUUAAUGGCCAAGAAUUUUGGGACAACAACGGCGGCGCCAACUUCCAGGUUGACUUUAGAAAGAAGCAUUUGCCGCAGAAUGGGAAGAACAACUUCCAGGGCGCCAUCGGUCGAUCCCGGAAUGCACUGCCGCGCAGCAACCGUCGACAGAACUCGAACAGUGGUGUGGCGCGGCCCAAGUCGAUGCCCAUCUCGGUGCAGGACUUUGGCAGCAAUGAUUCCCAGUUCAAAUUCGACCAAUCGCUCCACGAGUACCUUGGCGAACCGAGCUCCGGACCCACUGGGCUCCGUCUCAAGACCAAGUCUUGCAGCAACAUUGCUAGCGAUAACAUUGCUAAAGAUCUUACGUCCCCACGCGGUGUGGCCUUUGCCAACCGGUACGACUUUGGUGCUUCGCUCAGCGCUGCUGUGCAAGCUGCCAAGGACUCGAUGGGCAAGGAGAAGGAGAAGGAUACCCUUUACAUGAAGGACAACGCCCGAGGCACUCGCUAUAUUGCCGACACCAUGCAAGACAGUCACUCACCCCCGCUGUUCAGCCCCGUCGCUGUGCCUGGCGGCAGUGACUCCCCUCUUCCGAGCCUGCCUAGCGCAUCGUACGAGGAGCUUGUGAACAAGUAUUGUUUUUUUGGUUCGACAAAAGUUUCGCCCCCUUCCAAACAAGAGGAAAAACCUGCCGUACUGUUCGACGGUGCUUCCAAGGACAUGGCGUCCGCGCCCCGGAGAGACCUGUCGCCUAACGGGUCGGCUACCUUUUUCCUGCACAAUUCAAACAACAAUUCAAACAACACGUCACCGUCGACUUCACCCUCAGCGAACUACCUCGCGGUCGCCGAGGCUAACAAAGCCUCGGCUGGGUACGGUGUGCCUGAAUCGACGCAACUCACUCAGGUGAACGGCGCCACUGGUGGUCAGCCAAAACUCACGGAGCGAUUCGCCUGGCGAGGCGACACCCACUCGAUACCUGCGAUCCGAGGAUAGGACCGCAAUGCACAUAAUGUGCAUUCGACAGUGCCGUCCACUGUUCGGCCCGAUCUUAUCAGGCCGUCACGCGUUAAUACUCCAAGUUUCCUUACUUGGCAACAAUAAAAAAAAUCAUCUGCGUGCAUUUUCGAUGCAAGGCGUUUAUGGGAAGCUCAACUUGCUUUUUUUUGGAAUAUCCCAGUUGGCCUGGUUGCGGGAAGACCUGGCACGGUGCAUCAAUCAGAGGAGUUGGGGUUGUUUCGCUUUUCUAUGUCUGGGAGCUUCACUUUGUCUGUCACGACCAUUACGGUAACGACUGCACAGUUCGGCUGGACGAA